UUUUUUCAAACGGCUAUAUUUUGGCGCGGAUUUUUGGAGGGAACAUGUAGAUUGCGCGGGGGAUCUAGGGCAGGGUUUGGCAUUCUUGAUUGAUCGCUCCAUGGAUUUCUCGGCUCACAUCCUCGCGGCCAAGACGGCAUUGCAUUUGUCUGCUGUUCCUGAGGCUAUUCUGUGCCGGAGCGAGCAGAUCGAUAGGAUAAUCAAGUUCUCCAAGGAUUGCCUGCUAGAGAGAAGGCCAGGCAGUCUCUACGUGUGUGGGUGUCCUGGAACUGGGAAAUCGCUGGCAAUGGAGAAGCUAAAAGGCCUCUUGUCACAGUGGGCGGUCGAGGCAGGGAUUUUACCACCGGAUGUGGCUUCUGUCAAUUGCACAACGCUCACAGAUGCUACACAGAUCUACUCCAGGAUUUAUCACUCCUUACAACCAGGCGCUGACGAUGAUCGAAGCGUCGGGUACCAACAACUUAAGAAGUUACUAUCGUUCAACAGGGGUGCGAAGAAAAUGCAGCUUUUAAUCAUCGAUGAAAUGGACUAUCUCAUAACCAGAGAACAAACUGUGUUGUAUGAGCUGUUCCAAUUAUCCGUUUUGAAAGACAGCAGCUGCAUUCUAAUAGGAAUUGCUAACGCCAUCGAUUUAACUGAAAGAUUUCUACCAAGGCUGAGAACUUUCAGCUGUAACCCGGAGGUCAUCACAUUUCCUGCGUAUACCAAAGACCAAAUUUUCGCUGUCUUGCUUCAAAGAUUAUCGUCUCUAUCGGUGGCUACGUUUCAUCCUGCAGCCUUGGAGCUGUGCGCCAGAAGGGUAUCUGCUGCAUCCGGGGACAUGAGAAAAGCCUUGUACGCUUGCAGGACUGCUCUUGAUCUUUUUGAAGCCGAGAACAAAAGCAAAUCUACAGAGCCUGAAGCGACGUGCUUGCAAAGGGAUCAGUUUGUGCAAGUUGAUCACAUGGCAAGGGCGUUGGCCAAAGUUUUCCGUUCUCCUGUCAUUGAAACUAUUCAAGCUUUGCCAAAACAUUCGCAGAUGGUCUUAUGUAGUGCCGCUAAUCUCUUCCGGAAGAGAAAGAGGGACGCGCCAUUAGGCGAGCUGAAUAAGCAGUACCUGGGGUUUUGUAAAACAACUGGUAUGCGCCCUGUAUCUUCUCAAGAAUUCUCUGGAAUUUGUCAACUAAUUGCCGACCAGGGUCUUCUUGGCCUCGGUACAGCUCGCGAAGAUCGUCUCAGAAAGACAAAGUUGCAAGUAGACCAUGAUGACGUCGUAUUUGCACUACAGGUUCGUCUCGCACUGUUUAAACACCACAUUCGAUAUUUACGUUCUUCAAGCAGGGAGUUCGCUUCUUCCGAAACAGCCUGUUGUAAAUCUACAAAGGAGACAACAGCUAACUUCAACGAUCCACCGGUGCGAGCGUCUCAACUAUUGUGAGCACCACACUCGGACAUUGC
Molecule: messenger RNA, 1437 nt
Organism: Selaginella moellendorffii
Lineage: Eukaryota; Viridiplantae; Streptophyta; Lycopodiopsida; Selaginellales; Selaginellaceae
Product: cell division control protein 6 homolog B
Exons: 12
Coding region: 101-1417 (438 amino acids)
Biological process (GO): mitotic DNA replication checkpoint signaling; DNA replication initiation; cell division
Cellular component (GO): nucleus
Molecular function (GO): ATP hydrolysis activity; DNA replication origin binding
Source: RefSeq, a predicted model, not a curated record